Molecule: messenger RNA, 960 nt
Organism: Halteromyces radiatus
Lineage: Eukaryota; Fungi; Mucoromycota; Mucoromycetes; Mucorales; Cunninghamellaceae
Product: SMAD/FHA domain-containing protein
Exons: 4
Coding region: 27-635 (202 amino acids)
Molecular function (GO): protein binding
Source: RefSeq, a predicted model, not a curated record
AUCUCAUUUGUACUUCAAGUUAAAGAAUGACUCCUCUCACGCACUCUACACCACAUGUACAUUUUAACAUUCAAGCAGGUCCUGGCUCAAACAAAUCAUUAGUACUAGGAUCAUUGGAUUGGGAAUUACAGCCAGGUACCAUUUGUACAUUAGGUCGACAUACAGAAAAUAAAGCACAACAACAUAAGUUGAUACUCAAAAGUAAAGUGGUGAGUCGACAACACGCCGAGAUUUGGAUGGAAAAGGAUAAGGUUUAUAUUCGUGAUAUUGGUUCUUCCUCUGGUACUUUUUUAAAUGCCACACGUCUUAGCCCUCGCAAUACUGUGUCUGAACCCUAUUUGCUCCAUGAUGGUGAUAGUUUACGAAUUGGAACUACAUAUCAUGAUAGUCAUCAUGAUGAUUACCGUUGCAUUAUUUUUUUAAUCCGUAUCAGUUUACGACCUUCACUAAACCAAUAUAGUACAGAAACUUGUUGCAUCUGUAUUCAUCCUCUCAAGACUUCUCAAGCCCUGUUUGUGACACCUUGUGGUCAUCUCUUCCAUUACAAAUGCAGUCUACCUUUACUUCAAAAAUCAUACAAAUUUCAAUGCCCUAUCUGUCGAAGCAUUUCCAAUCUGGAUAAGGAUAUUGAUUAGUACUUUUUCUUUGAAACUCUCACAUGUAGCGCAUUUUCCAUUCAUAGUAUAGCAUUCAAAUGUAUCAAUAUGUCUAUCCCAUCACCCUUUUUUUUUUUUGUAAUACAUUGCAUCAUUCUUUUAUUCCCAUUAUAUCAAAUAUAAACUUUCGUCAAAUAAUAAAGAAUUAUAUCCAUUUUUGUUUUUCCAAAAUAAUAUUUUAUUCCAAUAGAUCAAGUAAUAAAAGAAGAAGUAAAGAUAUAUGAGUCAUGACUACAAACGAAAAAAAAAAAAACAAAAGCUAGUAAAGAAAAAUACGAAUAUCCAAAACUAACAAUCUAUUCUU